AUGUACAUUGAAUUUGCAGCCCAGAGUUCAUUACUACUCUCCAGCAAAUUUGAUAACUCCCACUUCUCCCCUCACGCUGAGCGUCUCUCAAUCUCUUCCCCUCUGGGCCUUGGAGCAGAUCUAUUUGUCUGCCUGAUCCCGGUAACACUCGGAAUCCGGGAUUUCACUAUCUUCGGCACGUCUUCUUUUGACCAAGCAGAACACGGAAAGGGCCGUGUUGGCUUGGUAUCUCCAGGAGACAUCGUUGCCGAAACACGGUUGAAGCUCCUUCAAAAGGUCGCCCGGAGCUCGAGCAUGGAUAGUAUUAUCCACUCUCCCGCUGCGACGAGUAUAACUGGCGGCGGAGGGUUCGUGGAUCUCCCGUCGGUGCCCAACUGUUCAGCAGAAAAAUCACCUUUUGUGGACCCAUUGAUCUGGAUAAUUUUCUUCAGGUUGCUGGGAUACAUGUCAAUUGUGAUCCUUACUCCAUCGGUCGUGGGUUCCAAGGUGGGCUUGCAGAACUGGACAGUUUAUUCGCACCAUGAAAAUAUAUCCAAGGGAAGCUUGACUAACGAUAUCUUCAUUUAUGAUUCCUCGAAGAUCCUUGUGGCGGCUAUCAUGAGGGCGACAUUCCGCAGCGUGCCGUUUAAGCCGCUGGCCUGCAGCCUGACUCGACUUAGCCAUACCGCUUCCGUUAUGGAUAGGGGUAAGGAUGAUAUGGAGCUCCUGGCAGGCUCAGGGUAUGAGACCCGUCUCGCCAUCCCCCCAACCGAGGAAGAGGAUGAGAGCUCGUUGGAAACUACUUCCCCACCGGGAGACAAUACCCAGAUUGCCCAGCGUUCGGAAAACCCCAAUGAUAACAACACGCUCCAACAACUUCGAGAACUGUUGAGCAAUAUCAUGGAGAUUAGUAUGGAAGAGAUAGGACCUACCUCCAGCCUUGGAGAACUUGAGAUUAACUCGCUACUCGUCACUCAGUUUCUGUUUGAGAUCCAGAAGCGCUUUGAGGCCCCCAUUACGUCAACACAAGGGAAGUUUAAAGAUCCAACUCGUCCGCCCUUUCUGGCAUCCACCAAUGGCCACACCGACGAUGCGAAGCCGGUAUAUAAGAAACACACCAAAAUGACAGGUUUUGCUUGGUUCUACUGUGAACCCUACUUUAUCCAAUCCGAGGUCAUUGUACAGUAUGUAGUAGAUGCCUUUACGACGCUGGGCUGUGUUCUGGAGAAUACUGCGUCAGGGGAUUACGUACCCAUUAUACCGCAAGUCGACAGCCAGCGGAAGCUAAUUCCUCAAUUGUACAAGAUUCUCGAGGAUACGCGACUGAUCACUCAAAAGGAGGACGGCCGGUUUCAGCGCUCCAUCACGCCGACCCUCUCUACACCAGCGUCGAGUCUACACAGCAUCCUGCUAGAUAGUUUGCCUAAGCACGCCUCUGAGAUAAAGCUGUUCUACACGACUGGUCACAAGUUGGCUGACUGCCUGUCUGGCUCCGCUGAUACGCUGUCCUUGAUCUUCCGAGACUCACCCCUCCGCCCUGUCCUCUGGACUAUGUGGGUGAUUUCCGGCUGCAGCCAAAUAUCCCAGAAGGGUCUCAAAGCACAACAACCUAUGAGCUUGACGAAAGUAUCUGGGCUGCUGUGCAUGAGAAAGCUCUCACACGGUAUAAUGUCUCGCCUGCGAAACGAGCGGUAG
Molecule: messenger RNA, 1674 nt
Organism: Aspergillus tanneri
Lineage: Eukaryota; Fungi; Ascomycota; Eurotiomycetes; Eurotiales; Aspergillaceae
Exons: 4
Coding region: 1-1674 (557 amino acids)
Source: RefSeq, a predicted model, not a curated record